Messenger RNA from Osmerus eperlanus (European smelt), 1157 nucleotides. RefSeq names its product zinc finger, matrin-type 2 (gene zmat2). The record is from RefSeq and is a predicted model, not a curated record. The transcript has 6 exons. Gene Ontology annotation, cellular component: U4/U6 x U5 tri-snRNP complex; spliceosomal complex. Gene Ontology annotation, molecular function: zinc ion binding; nucleic acid binding. NCBI's taxonomy places the organism in Eukaryota, Metazoa, Chordata, Actinopteri, Osmeriformes, Osmeridae. Gene Ontology annotation, biological process: mRNA splicing, via spliceosome. Bases 114 to 737 code for a protein of 207 amino acids.
ACUUGGCAUAAGAAAGACGGAGAUACGGCCAGCGAUUUCCAUUCACCAUAGUGUAUAAGUGAUUUGACCAGUCUAUUUAGCGGUAUACACAUUUUUACGACACUACUUGCCGUAUGUUGUCACUUCGAAUCAAGAUGGCGUCCGGCAGUGGGUCCAACAGUAAGAAUGACUUUCGUCGGAAGUGGGACAAAGAUGAAUAUGAACAACUGGCUCAGAAACGUCUCAAUGAGGAAAGGGACAAGAAAGAUGGCAAGCCAGCACCCCCAGUCAAGCGUGAGCUCCUGCGUCACCGUGACUACAAGGUGGACCUGGAGUCCAAGCUGGGGAAGACCAUCGUCAUCACCAAGACAACCCCCCAGGCGGAGAUGGGAGGGUACUACUGCAACGUGUGUGACUGUGUCGUAAAAGACUCCAUCAACUUCUUGGAUCACAUCAAUGGAAAGAAACACCAGAGAAACCUGGGUAUGUCCAUGCGUGUGGAGCGCUCAUCCCUGGAUCAGGUGAAGAAGAGAUUUGAGAUUAACAAGAAGAAGAUUGAGGAGAAGCAGAAGGAGUAUGACUUUGAGGAGCGUAUGAAAGAACUUAGAGAAGAGGAGGAGAAGGCCAAGGCAUAUAAAAAGGAGAAACAGAAGGAAAGGAAGAGGAAAGCAGAUGAUGACUUGGACUUUGAAGAAGAUGACGAAAUGGCUGCUGUGAUGGGCUUCUCAGGAUUUGGUUCUUCUAAGAAGGGCCACUGAGGUCCAGACUUUCAGGCUGCCUUUAAUAAUCCCACCACAUCCUACGUAUAACCUCUCAUCUUGGGCUAACACACACAGCUACCUGGCAAGCUGACCUUUUUUAGGCGUUGUUUUAUUCUCAAAUUGUCUCCCAGACAUUGUUUAUCAUAUAGAUAAACAUCUUUUUCACACAAGCUAUCUUUCGUGGUCAGCAUUGGGGAAUAUUUUUAUGGAGUUAAGAGAGUAUUGGGUAUUUGAGAGCAAAUACACGGCUGGGGAUCCACGUUCAUGUUUUUAUUACCUGUUAGAACGCUCACAGCAGCACACUUCCAAGGACUUUGAAAUAUUGUGAACAAUUUAUGUUUUUGUUUUUUACUGUAGUUCAGUGUGCAUUACCUGAACUUUGUCUUGUGUUUUAAGGAAAUAUACAUAUAACAUGAA